Molecule: messenger RNA, 1659 nt
Organism: Fonsecaea pedrosoi CBS 271.37
Lineage: Eukaryota; Fungi; Ascomycota; Eurotiomycetes; Chaetothyriales; Herpotrichiellaceae
Exons: 1
Coding region: 1-1659 (552 amino acids)
Source: RefSeq, a predicted model, not a curated record
AUGGAGGGUUUCCUUCGGUCUCUGCUGCGUCAAUUAUGCGAGGACCUCCCCAAUGUCUCCCGAGCCGUCCCGGAUCUUGCGAGAAUCGUCACUAGCAAUGCUCAGCAACAAACUGAUCAUUCUUUUGCGAAGCCCUUACCUAUUGGUGUCUUGAGGACAGCACUCCUUGAAGGGAAUCGGAGCUGUUCACAUUUGAUGAUUCUGCUGGACGGUCUGGAUGAGUACGAGGGUGAACAGAGCGGACUCUGCAACUUCGUCAAAGCCCUGCAGGGAGACAAGAUCAAAAUUUGUCUUGCUAGCCGACCUGACCCACCCUUUCCGGAUGCCUUUGCUGGGCUACCUUCAUUCAAAAUGGAAGUUCUCAACUUCAAGGCUAUCAAAAUGUUUGGCCUACAUGUCCUCCAACAAUUCUUUUCUGAUCAGCGAUAUCUCCCGUCUAUUUUACUUACCUUAGCAGAUACCGUUGCACAAAGGUCACAGGGGGUCUUCCUGUGGGCAAGAUUCGCGAUAUUUGAGUUGAUUAAAGGACUCACCCGUGGCGAGAGGUUGGAAUCUGCCGCGUUGAUGCAAAGACUGGAAGAAAUGCCACCAGAGCUACAACAAAUCUACUCGCGCAUAUUCCAGCGCUGUCCUUCAGAUGAGGGAAAGCUGGCGGGCCUCCUUUCACUGCUGAUUUGCUACGGACUCAACACUGUCUCAUCAAGAAUGCUACAGAUCGCCAUCUCUUAUCUUCCGCCAUCCUCAUCACUGCGUCCCGACAGUGUCACACUCUUAGCUGCGCAAGGUGGUGAGAUUGAAUUCUUGAAACGUUUGUUGGUUGUAACGGGCGGCACAGUGGAAAUUCUCAAGGCACGAGUACGCCUUGACUCAAUUUGGUGGCUUAGCAGAGUGCCACGCUUGAUUCAUCGGACGGUGAGAACUUACCUGGACCGAGAUGGCUGGAAGGAAGUCCUUGGUGAUAUUUACAACUCAGCUUUGGGAGAUAAAACAUGUAUUGAAAUCUGUGCGCAGACGGUCGUGGAUAGGGAAUCGAAGAUGGCCUAUCUAUGGCCAAGAUAUCCUACAUUGGAGUGGGAUCUUUCUGCAGAAGCCACCGGCGACGAGUUUGACCAGCCAGGAUCUACCAACGAACAGCCACUGAACGAGCUGAUGGUGCAAGCUCUAUUACUAGACUAUGCCAGCCUCAAAAUACUCGACCAUGCUAGUCGCUACGAAAAGCCGUCGGCGACCUCGUCAUAUCCAUUAAUUGAGACGCUCGCCGAUUCUUUCUUUCUAGACUUGCAUCCGGACCCCCGUAACGAGUGUCUUCGUUGUCGAAGGCUCCGGCAUCAUUCGGAAGCGGACAACUUCAAGGUCGAACUUGUUCAUCUUGCUGCGGUUCAUGGCAUGGGUCGUUUUGUGGAAGACGUUGCGCGAGAGCUACAAGAGAGACAAGUGACAAAAUACUCCAAGGACAUUGUGCACAGAUUCCUCAGGAUGAUAUAUCCAAGCAAGGCAUAUGCUUCUGUGAAGGCUCUCAGAAUCCUCAAGAAGGCCGCCGUCAAGCCUCAGUUCUCGCUUAUAUGGGCGCUGGCAAUUCACGAUAUCCCCAACAGUGUCCGAUCGUGGAAUAUAUUGAAAUUACGGCAGCGAUCGGUUAUUGCUUACCCCAGCUCUUGA